AUGGCAUCCAAUGCACAAUAUCGAAGCUCUGACGAUUGCAAGUCUAAGAAACGAAAGACAACUUCUACGCCGUCGUUAAGUAGGUAUGAGAAAGGAACGAAUCUGUAUGUGAAGAAUAUUGAUGAUAUUGUGAAUGAUGAGAAGCUCAAGGAGAUGUUUGCUGAGUUUGGUGAUGUGACCUCGAGCAAGACCAUGCUUUCUCAUAUGAGACCAAAUGCACCAAUGGGUGGGUUCCAUCAUCCUCCAACAGGAGGGCCAGCUGCAGGGCCACACCAUCAAAUGUACAUGGGUCAGAAAGGUCAAGGUAUGGUGCCAUCACAGCCUAUGGGGUAUGGCUACCAACUUCAAUUCAUGCCUGGUGUGCGUCCGGGGCUUGGUCCGGCCAACUUUAUGAUGCCUUAUAUUCAGAGUCAAACUCAACCUGAUUCUCGUGUUGGAUUCAGGCGUGGUGCUCCUUACAUGAAGCAGCACUUCCAGCAUCAACAACCGCACAAUGGAAGAUACAUGGGAGGUGUGGGUAAUAUGUUGAGUCGUGUGGAAUCAUCUGUUCCACAAGGAAUCAUACGAUUGGAUGCAUCUGCAGUCUCUCACAAUGCAUCUCAAAACCAACAGAGGCCACCUCUCCUCCCUAUUUCUAAGCUAACUUCUGCCGUGGCACUAGCUAACCCUGCCAAUCACUCACAGAUUCUUAUUAAAGACCCAAAUAUGUUUACCAGCCAGAUUACCCUAAUUACUAAUAUACUAUUUGCAGCACUUGAAAGGUAUAAGUACAGAUACCACUGGGAGCCAGAUUUAUUGGGAUCCUUGACACCAAACGCAGAGAUUUCAAUCGGAGUAGUGGUUAAAGUCCACUGGCAGCAAGAUGGGUCGGGAUAG
Eruca vesicaria subsp. sativa (arugula) is the source of this 876-nucleotide messenger RNA. Lineage: Eukaryota; Viridiplantae; Streptophyta; Magnoliopsida; Brassicales; Brassicaceae. The record is from the annotation of a GenBank genome assembly.